This is a messenger RNA of Carassius auratus (goldfish), 588 nucleotides long. Its product is annotated as single-pass membrane and coiled-coil domain-containing protein 3-like. Bases 1 to 588 code for a protein of 195 amino acids. The record is from RefSeq and is a predicted model, not a curated record. The transcript has 2 exons. Lineage: Eukaryota; Metazoa; Chordata; Actinopteri; Cypriniformes; Cyprinidae.
AUGUCUUGGAGUGUUAUCUUCUACCCUGGAAAUCCCGAAAGAAGGGAAAGGCUUAUCCGCAAAAGCCAAGAGCUUCGAGAACUGAUGAAAAACAACUUCCGAGCCACCAACCAACUCAUUGAGGCUCUUAAGGAACACUUAGGCUUGUCCUUCAGGCCAGUCGCCUUGAAUGAGAAAGCUACUGUGAAGGAGAACUGUGAUGUAAUCAUUGAACGCAUACAUGAGAUCCAGGCAGAAGUAGAGAAGAUUGACCAGAAGAUGAAGGCGAAGCUGGAACCGACGCUGUAUGAGAAACUGAAGAAAAUGUCUCUGUCUGUUCCUGACUAUCAACUAUUAUCAGGAAGUGUUGGUGCAGUUUGUGGUGUUGCAGGCUCUGCUGCCGUUAUUGCCGUUGCCGCUGUUGUAGUUGGGGUGUUAUUCAUGGGGAUCGAUAUGAUUAUUAGCGCCAUUCUAGGAGGUAUUGAACGUGAUCAACUGGAGAGGGCCCUGGAAGAGUAUGACAGGGCUUUGGAAGAAUUCAGGCCAGCGUCUGAAAAAUAUCAGGAUAGUAUAACCUAUGUCAGGAUGAGACUUGAGAUGGGUCAAUAA